Messenger RNA from Beta vulgaris subsp. vulgaris (sugar beet), 2218 nucleotides. RefSeq lists its product as hypothetical. The coding region runs from base 104 to 1867 and encodes 587 amino acids. The record is from RefSeq and is a predicted model, not a curated record. Lineage: Eukaryota; Viridiplantae; Streptophyta; Magnoliopsida; Caryophyllales; Amaranthaceae. The transcript has 10 exons. Gene Ontology annotation, cellular component: Golgi apparatus; endoplasmic reticulum.
UUUAUAAAAUCUUUCCCCACUUUUCCCCUUCAAUUUCUCCUUCUCCUACAUCUCUAUCUUUUGUCUCUCUCUCUCAUCUCUCUUUCUCCCAUCUCUAACAACAAUGGAGGACUCAAACCACCUUCUCGAACUCGACGAAAUCUCCGCCAAUGGCGUCAGCACCAACCACGGCUGGCAAAAGGUUACUUACGCCAAGCGCCGAAAGAACCAGCAAAAGAACCAGCAGCAAAAGCCAAGCACCACCGUCACCACCGACAAAGAGGGCAACGUUUUCCGCGCGAUCGAGCAGCAGUCCGAAGAUCGCCAUCGUCGAAUUGUUGAGGCGCAGAGGAAAUCUGCUGCUUUCGAUGAUGACGAUAAUACUGCUAAGAACAGAUCGAAGAAGCGCGAUGAUUCCGAUGAUAGUGAAUUUGACGAUAAUGAGAGAGAAAAUAUUGACGUCAAUGCUAAAGAUGAUGUUGUUGAGAAGAAAAAGAAGAAGAAGGCUGAUAAAAAACCUAAGGUGUCUGUUUCUGAAGCUGCUGCCAAGAUCGAUGCCGCCGAUUUGGCUGCAUUCCUAGUAGAUAUAUCGGGUACGUAUGAAUCACAGGAAGAUAUACAAUUGAUGCGAUUUGCAGAUUUCUUCGCCCGGGCUUUUUCCGGGGUGAGUUCUGCCCAGUUUCCGUGGGUAAAGACGUUCAGAGAAUCUCCAGUUGCGAAACUUGCUGAGAUUCCGAUCUCCCAUAUUCCAGAUGCUGUUUAUAGGACAUCAGUUGACUGGAUCAACAAGCGUUCAGUGGCAGCCCUUAGUUCACUUGUAAUAUUGUUACUAGAUACUAUCCUUGCAGAUUUAAACAACCAACAUCCUAAUGCGAAGAACGCUAAAAAGGCAAGUCAGCAGCCAUCAUCAAAAUCUCAGGUUGCUGUAUUUGUGGUUUUGGCCAUGGUUUUGAGGCGUAAACCAGACGUGCUUGUGAGUUUGUUGCCUACGUUAAGGGAGAAUUCUAAGUAUCAAGGACAAGAGAAGAUUUCAGUCAAUAUAUGGAUGAUAUCCCAGGCCUGUCAAGGAGAUUUGGCUGUGGGCUUGUUUUCUUGGGCCCAUAACCUCUUGCCAAUGCUCAACAGCAAAUCCACAAACAAUCCACUUUGUAGAGAUCUGAUUUUGCAGUCAAUUGAAAGAAUAUUAGCAGCCCCGAAGGCUCGCUCUAUUUUGGUUAAUGGAGCUGUCAGGAAAGGAGAGCGUCUAAUCCCUCCAGCUCAGUUGGAGAUCCUGAUGCGGGCGACUUUCCCUGUUUCUUCUGCGAGGAUAAAGGCAACCGAGAGAUUUGAGGCUGUAUAUCAGAUCCUGAAGGAAGUUGCUCUUGCUGGCGUACCUGGAAGCAAAGCAAUGAAACAAAUUUCACAGCAGAUAUUUGAAUUUGCAAUUCUGGCAGCUGGAGAAGACAAGCCUGAGCUGGCUAGAGAAGCCAUUGACACUGUAAUUUGGUGCUUGGCUCAAAACAGUGACAUCUAUAAGCAAUGGGACAAAGUGUACCUGGAUAAUCUGGAGGCAAGUGCUGCCGUUUUGAAAAAGCUUUCUGAGCAGAGGAGAGAACAGCAUAUCAAUCAGUCAUCUCUUGAGGUCGUGAAGCAGACUAUGAAAAGUUUUCAGUUGAAGAAUGAAAAAGCAUUGGCUGGAGAGAGUUCUGGACAAGGAGCUGUCCUCAAGGAUGCUGACAAGUACUGCAAAGUGAUUUUGGGAAGAUUAUCACGUAGCCAUGGCUGUUUGAAAGCCAUGGUUUUCAUUGCUGUUGCAAUGGGUGUAGGUGCUGCUGUUAUGUCUUCUAAUGGAGAGUCACUUGAUUGGAAGAGGGUGUCUGUGAUGCUUAGCUCCUUCCAAACUUUGUAAAUUAAGAACGUUCAGUUGGCAGCGCUGCCACUUCUGUGUUCAUUUGGUUCGAAUUAUACUUGAGAGGAUGCAGCAUCAGCAAAAAUAACCAUCUAAAUAGAUCCCCGGAUACAUGGAGUUAGGAUGGAAAGGAUGCCACAAGGCUUACGGCUACUUCAUAGUUUGAACUCGGUCCAUUAAAUUUUUGACCGAUCUGAUUUUCCGUUUAUUUAUUUUAGUUCUUUUUGGGACUUCCUGUUAACUGAUAGAUACUUUUAUAUGUGACACACAUGCCUGUAUUAGUAGUUUGUUGCAAAUUUGUAUGCUUUUGUAUCGGGAUAUCUUAUCUGAUGCACUUUCUUUCUACAUUUA